Messenger RNA from Setaria italica (foxtail millet), 1032 nucleotides. RefSeq lists its product as uncharacterized. The transcript has 3 exons. The coding region runs from base 80 to 592 and encodes 170 amino acids. The record is from RefSeq and is a predicted model, not a curated record. Lineage: Eukaryota; Viridiplantae; Streptophyta; Magnoliopsida; Poales; Poaceae.
UCGUCUCGCUCUCGCGUCCCCUCUCGACCCUUCCAUUAGCACCAUCGAAAUUCUUUCUCCGGCUACGCUCUCGCACACCAUGGCUCUGGCUCGCCUCCUCGCCGCGCGAACCCUAACCCUGCCCCGCGCCGCGGCCGGGCUCUCCUCCGCCCUCCGCCACCGCACCUCCCGUGCGCUGUCGGCCAAGGUGGAGUUCGUCGAGAUAGACCUCUCCGAGGAAUCCCCGUCCUCUUCAUCGGGAGGGGGAGGCGCGGGCGACUCCGCCAAGGUGCAGGCGCAGAUGGGGAUGCGGCGCCUGGAGGACGCCAUCCACGGGGUGCUCGUGCGGCGGGCGGCGCCCGACUGGCUCCCCUUCGUGCCGGGGGCAUCCUACUGGGUGCCGCCGAUGCCGCGGCCGCUCGGGGUGGCCGACCUCCUCGGCGCGGCCGUUCACACCGCGAGGGGUGCCACGGCGAUGACGGCGGAGGAAGCGAUGAGCUUCACCACAGUGCGGGGGUGGCCGUCCGCGGCUUACUUUGUCGAAGGAAAAUUUUCACAUCCUGUGAAGAGACCAAGGAAUGAUGCGACGCAAACUGAUGAUGAGGAAAGCUAAUCCAUCUAUGCUACUUUACCAGUGUACCCAGGGCUCCCAAGAGGUGGCAGCUCGGAGCUGUGAAACACCACUGAUGGUUGUACAUAUAGAAGCUAGGGAGCCCAGAAACAACGAAUCUUCCUCUUCCAUCUCUUCGCUGGAAUAUGAUGCUUGCGCACUGCCGGCCAAAUGCCACGAAUGUAAUCCUUUGUAUUUCGCAGAACCUGGUGCACUAGCACCUGGACAUGGGGGGUGUAUAAUGUAAGAUUCCCAGUAGCUGCGAUGCUUGAUGUAAUAGUCCUAGUACCAUGUUUUUCCUUUUGAAUAAAAACAUGCUCUGGGCUUUAACAGUUGUGGCACAUGACAGCCCUCGAUGUGUAACGUCCAUUUGUUCCUUGAGUGUUACUCCAAGUUCCUACUGAGACGGCAGCUUUGGCCGUUGAUCUCAAGUGUUUCUGGUC